CUACACUCACAUCCCAUCAAAAUAGCUUCAUCGACUGUUCCUAGACGCCUCGCGCGCUUGUUCUCCACCAUGUCGUCCACAGUCCCGUCCGCUUCCGCACGGCCUCAAGCGCCAUGGAAGUCGCUCUUCAACGAGCACAUAUCCAAGAUGCCCUCGCCAGAGUUCGUACUCGGCACAGUUGGAUCUGCUCCCAAAGGCUCUCCCACGCCGUUAGUCCCACGCGUGCGAUUCUGCAUCUUUCGUGGCUUCUGGACGGAACUGCCCGAGAACAAGCACAACGAUGCCGAGAGGAACCCCGCUGUGUACGAGAGCGAUCUGCCUACAUUUACAACAGAUGUGAGGAUGGAAAAAGUGGGUCAAAUCUUCGGAACCAGUCCUGGACAUGCAGAGAGCAGCGAGCAGACCCAGGGAAGUGGUGGGGGCGGCCCUGUAGAAGCUGUGUGGUGGAUCAAAGAGACAGGCACGCAAUGGCGAAUCAAGGGACGCGCCUACGUCGUGUCUCGGGACAUCGAGGGAGGGGAUGAAAGCAGUGGGGUUCGAACAGUGAAGAGUGAGGUUGGAAAGAGAAUGAGAUUGGUUGACGAAAGCAAAGAAAAAGAUUGGAGCUGGUCGCGCGAGCUGACCGCUAUCUUUGGCAACCAAUCGCCAACCAUCAAGGGAUCUUUCCGCAACCCACCCCCCGGGAAACCCACGACUGUCGCACAGGACAAUCAGGACCUCAAAUUAGACGCCAAAGUAGAUGACCUUCACGACCCCGUUGCCCGCCAAAACUUCCGCCUCGUCAUCAUUAUUCCGGAGUCGGUGGAGCAAACCGAUCUGAACGACCCCGCCAACGGUCGCCGUUUCUUGUACACUUAUGACGAAAACACAGAUGCUGGUUGGAAGACCGAGGAGCUGUGGCCUUGA
Periconia digitata is the source of this 906-nucleotide messenger RNA. Lineage: Eukaryota; Fungi; Ascomycota; Dothideomycetes; Pleosporales; Periconiaceae. The record is from the annotation of a GenBank genome assembly.